GGUGUCGCGGACGCGCGCUCGGCUCCGACAGGCGCGGUUGAGUGCGCAGGGUCCCCCGGAGCUCGGCGGCGGCGUUCCGAGAUGGCGGAGAAGGCCGGCGAGGCGGUGAAGUACUACACCCUGGAGGAGAUAGCGCAGCACAAGACCAGCAAGAGCACCUGGGUGAUCCUGCAUCACAAGGUGUACGACCUGACCAAGUUUCUGGAAGAGCAUCCAGGUGGGGAAGAAGUCCUCAGAGAGCAGGCUGGCGGCGAUGCUACGGAGAACUUCGAGGACGUGGGGCACUCUACCGACGCUCGAGAACUGUCCAAGACGUUCAUCAUCGGGGAGUUGCACCCAGACGACAGAGCAAAGUUACCCAAGCCCUCGGACACUCUCAUCACUACUGUCGAUUCCAAUUCCAGUUGGUGGUCCAACUGGGUGAUCCCAGCCAUCUCUGCCCUGGUCGUAGCCCUGAUGUAUCGCUUCUACAUGGCAGAAGCCUGAUCACCCCUGGACACCAAGGAAGAAGAGACCAGCUUGGCUGAGGGAGAAAAGAAGCCAGUGUUAAUCACUUUCCCUGUCUGAAACCACCUGAAAAAAUAAUUCCAAUAUGUCUGUUUCUCUUUCCUCCCACAUUCGAAAUGGAACAAAAAGAACUGUCUACUACUCAACCUUUCAGAUGUGCCUUUUUAUCCAUCAACUUCAUUUUGAUGUUUCUUCACUAUAUAAUUUACUUAUUGUAAGCAUAAUCUUUUUAAAAUAUAUCUGGCUUUUAA
Perognathus longimembris pacificus (Pacific pocket mouse) is the source of this 758-nucleotide messenger RNA. RefSeq names its product cytochrome b5. Gene Ontology annotation, cellular component: mitochondrial outer membrane; intracellular membrane-bounded organelle. Bases 82 to 486 code for a protein of 134 amino acids. The transcript has 5 exons. NCBI's taxonomy places the organism in Eukaryota, Metazoa, Chordata, Mammalia, Rodentia, Heteromyidae. The record is from RefSeq and is a predicted model, not a curated record. Gene Ontology annotation, molecular function: heme binding.